AGGAAGUAGGACCAAAACAAAGGAGCGGCUGCCGGGAGCGGACCUGCCUCUCCUCGCCUCGCUUCCGCGCAAGUCCAGGCCCUGGCCGCCGACCCCGAGGCUGCGUCCCGCCAUGUCCAACAUGGAGAAGCACCUGUUCAACCUGAAGUUCGCCGCCAAAGAACUGAGCAGGAGUGCCAAGAAGUGCGAUAAGGAGGAGAAGGCCGAAAAGGCCAAGAUCAAGAAGGCCAUCCAGAAGGGCAACAUGGAAGUGGCCCGGAUCCACGCCGAGAACGCCAUCCGCCAGAAGAACCAGGCCGUGAACUUCCUGAGGAUGAGCGCGCGCGUGGACGCCGUGGCCGCCCGCGUGCAGACGGCCGUGACCAUGGGCAAGGUGACCAAGUCGAUGGCCGGCGUGGUCAAGUCGAUGGACGCCACGCUGAAGACCAUGAACCUGGAGAAGAUCUCCGCGCUGAUGGACAAGUUCGAGCACCAGUUCGAGACCCUGGACGUCCAGACGCAGCAGAUGGAGGACACGAUGAGCAGCACGACGACGCUGACCACUCCCCAGAACCAGGUGGACCUGCUGCUCCAGGAGAUGGCAGACGAGGCGGGCCUCGACCUCAACAUGGAGCUGCCGCAGGGCCAGACCGGCUCCGUGGGCACCAGCGUGGCCUCGGCCGAGCAGGACGAGCUGUCGCAGAGACUCGCCCGCCUGCGCGACCAGGUGUGACGGGCCGGAGGCUGCCGCAGGACGCCCGCGGACAGGCCCGCGAGGCCGCCUCCGCCCUGCAGCUGCCGCUCGUGGUGACGUGUAUUUUUAUAGCCGCCUUUUAACAGAACUGGUUGAGUGGUGGGCGUGGAUCUCGGCCCCUCGGUGACGCUGCCCACCGAGGAGGGUCCCAUCCGAGGCCAAGUGUGUGUGUGCGUGUGUCGCGUGUUUGGUGGCACACCGAGUGACAGGUGGUCCGUGAGAAUUAAGGAAGGGGAUGAUUAUUUUGAUUACACAGCUAUAAACACUUCGUUCAGUCGGCAGUGCUGUUUCUGUAUAGCCUUUCUUUCGAUUUUGAUUUGUUUGGUUUUUGCCAUCAAAGCAAGACUACAAUUGACUAUUUGUUCUCAUAACUUACUCUAAAAUUAUCUUAGAUCUUAAAAUAAUAUUCUCUUGCUGUUUACAUUCUAUAAAUUUUCAUGUGAUAAUGGAGUUUGUGUAACUGGAGAAAAUGCCACAAAAGUUAAUUUAUUGGGAAAAAUAAAUUUGUUCAUUUAUAUUUUCUAUUUACAGAGAGUUUUUUAAAGGACUUAGAUGUAAUGUUUGACAGUUUCCUAGUUAUUUCACGAUGUCAUCACUUUAAUCAGACUUCUCCUUAAAGUAUGUUAAUUAGCAUGAUAGUCAUUUUACACACCUAACAUUGCCAAAGAACAGCUGAUCGGUCUGGGGAAACCUUGGGACUGUAUGUUUAUAGGUUUCAUUUUUAUUUUAACAACCAAAAAUGAAAUAAAAUUAGUUCUAAUUAUUUUAAGUUCUAAUUAUUUUCACUUGUUAUUUGUCUUAAAGUAACAACUUUAAAAACCUUAAAAAUACAAGUUGUAAUGUUUGACUUAGCCAUGCAAACAAGGCAUGUUCCUCCGGCCAGCUGGAAGUGUGGGAAGGGGAGCCAGCUAGGGCUGGGGGUCUGAACGGCAUGCGGGGCUGGAUCAUUUCCCAAGGCUGUGUGUCUGGCUGAAGAGCAAAGCAGGCCUUCUCCACUCUGCUUGGCCUCAGAACAGGGAGAAUUGCACUUAUUUUGCUUGGCAAUUAAAUUAAACUAAGUUAAAUACUUGUAAGUUUUUAAAAUUCUCCUUUAUUCACCGGAAGAUUUCUCCCUAAGAGAAUUCUGGUAUUUCUGAAAAUAGGGACUUUUCCAAGCUCUUUGAAAGAUUCACCACCAAGUACGCAUAGAUAACAUGUUUUCCAGUGUGAAUGAAUGUUUAAGGAAAAAAGAAGCGUAUGCAGAUGAGGACUGACCUUCAUAGUAAGUUUUUUAAAGUAUAUUUGACGGGGUGUUGUUCAGAAGUCUGCUCUACGGGACACUUGUCGAUUGCCCAGAGUCUUCUGUCACAGGCCUUUAGCAGAUCAGGUGUCCUCUCAUCACUUGGUUUCCCAAAGGCUGCCUGGUGUGAGUACAGCAUGUGUCUUAAACCCUCUUUGGACUGGAAAAUUAUAAUUAGAACUCAAAAAAUAGCUUAGUGUUGAAUUCUUUGGUAUGUUGAAGACACUUUUGUAGUGCAGAUAUUCCCAUUAAAAUAUAUUUUGUGAGAUUAAACAAUUCUUGUAUAUGCUUGAACUUUCUUAAAAUAUGUUCAUUUCAUACUAUAUGAAUGUACAUUUUUUAUGAAUCAAAUAUUAUUUUCAAAAGCACCACUACAGGCCCAUGAAUUAUUUCCUCACUUUUGGAGUUGAUGCAAUGAUAAGAUGUAAAUCACAGAAAUUUUGUUAAAUAAAUUGUUUUAAACUGCA
Messenger RNA from Marmota flaviventris (yellow-bellied marmot), 2479 nucleotides. RefSeq names its product charged multivesicular body protein 1B (gene Chmp1b). Lineage: Eukaryota; Metazoa; Chordata; Mammalia; Rodentia; Sciuridae. Gene Ontology annotation, biological process: vacuolar transport. The record is from RefSeq and is a predicted model, not a curated record.